Messenger RNA from Prorocentrum cordatum, 1345 nucleotides. Lineage: Eukaryota; Dinophyceae; Prorocentrales; Prorocentraceae. The record is from the annotation of a GenBank genome assembly.
GCCCCGCCGCCCUCGCGGGGCGCUGGGCCGCCGUGGGGCGCGCCGCCGGUGUACCGCUGGUCGCCCAGCGGCGCGGGGGCGGGCUCCCCCAGCGCCGCCCUGGCCGCGCCCGCGCCCGCGCCCGCGGCGCCGCCGCGCGCGCACGCGAUGGCUGCGCGCUGGCCCGAGGCCGCGCCUCUCGACGAGCCAGCGCCCUCGACGCCGCUGAUGCGCCGGGCGCCGCCCUGCGCAGGCGCGCCGGCGCGCCGGCCGCUGUCCGAGCUCUUCGCCGCGGCCGCCGUGGCGGAGCGCCGCGAGGAGCCUCCGCCCGCGCCCCCCGCUGCAGCGGAGGAGCCCGCGCCCACGCCCGCGGCCGCAGAGGAGCGUCCGUCCGCCGCUGCUCCGCCGCUGUGGACCGGGCUCUCCCCGGUCGCCUCGCCGAGGGGGUGCUGUGAGGGGCCGCCUGCGCCAGCGGAGCCGCCCCGGCGGGCGGCGGCGCCCUGGACUCCAGAGGGGCCGCCGCUGGCGGCCUCGCCCCCCGCGGAGCCCGCGGAGCCCGCGGCCUCGCCCCCUGCCGCCGCCUCGCCGCAGAGGGGGCCGCGGUGCGCCGGGCUCUCGCCGGGCGCCGCCGGCUCCCCGAGCGAGCGCGCCGAGGCGCGGCGGGCGGCCGCGUUCGCGGACGCCACCUGCACGCUGCGGGCCGCCGCCGCCGAGGCCGGCGGGCGCAGGCCGGCGGCGGAGGCUUGGGCGCCGCCACGGCGGCCGCAGGGGGCGGGGCCGAGGCCCAUCGAGGCGCUCGACGCCGGCUUCGAGGAGGCCCUGCCGGCGCGGGGCGCGGGGCUGAGCCCGCGCUGGGCCGCGCGCGCCAGGCCCGCCGGGGGCGUGCCGCCGCGUGGCGCCGAGGGGCGCGUUGCCGCGCCGGCUGCCGGCGGCGCGGCCAGCCCCAGCAGCCCAGCCAGGCCGUGGGCCACCUCCGCCGAGAGCUCGGUGAAGGGCCGCGUCAUCCCGCCGCGGCACGAGCCCCAGUGCAGCAACGGUGGCGCCGCUGGGCCCGCGCAGCCCCCUUCGCCCGCGAUUGAGAAGAACGGUGGCGCCGCUGAGCCCGCGCAGCCCGCGUCGCCCGCGAUCAAGAGGCGGUCGCUGGGCCGGGCCCGCCGAUCGCCUGGCCGCGGCGCCAGGGUGAGGGCGCCGCUCAGACAGGCGCGGGCCCCUGCGGUGGACCUGUGCUUCCCCGAGAGCCGAUGGGAGACCCUGGUGCUCGAGGGCCACCUGACCUCGGAGGAGGAGGACCUCGGCUGGGGCCGCAGCCCCGCCAGCGGCCGGGGCAGCCCAGGCGGCAGCGCGGGGCCCCCCGCGGCCGCGGAGA